This is a messenger RNA of Notolabrus celidotus (New Zealand spotty), 2383 nucleotides long. RefSeq names its product beta-1,3-N-acetylgalactosaminyltransferase 2 (gene b3galnt2). Gene Ontology annotation, cellular component: membrane. The record is from RefSeq and is a predicted model, not a curated record. Gene Ontology annotation, molecular function: hexosyltransferase activity. The transcript has 12 exons. Lineage: Eukaryota; Metazoa; Chordata; Actinopteri; Labriformes; Labridae. Bases 162 to 1643 code for a protein of 493 amino acids.
GGCAGACAUGAGUCUGUGCUGAGAUCUGCUGAGAGCUGCGGAGGAGCAGAGAGAGGAAGCUCAGACCUGGAGCGGCUCACACCGUGGAGAGUCAGCGGCUCAUGCAGAGACUCCACGCCGCUGAAGCUGCUCCUGCUCCGGCUGAGUGACGCGCUCCGUCCAUGCGGAGGCUCGCGCUCGUGCUGCUGCCCUGCGCCGUCGCCGUCCUGGUGCACUUAUGGUCGGCUCAUAGACCCUCCUCCACCCCGCCGGACAACAACACACACUCGGAUGAAGCGUUACCUUUCUAUGAAGUUUUGGUGGGAGUGCUGUCAGCGAGACACCAUCAUGAACUCCGACAAGCGAUAAGAGAAACCUGGCUGGGCUACCUGAGACAUCACCCCCACUUCCAGCACAGAGUGGGGGUGAAGUUCAUCGUCGGGGAGCAUGGGUGCGCCAUUCCAGAGGAGGACAGAGAAGACCCGUACUCCUGCUCGCUCCUCAACUUCACAGAGACCGGCCGGGAUGCAGAGAUGGAGAUCGUGACGGUGUCUGACCCCUCGGCGCUCGCCCCCUCCGAUGUGUCCGCCAUCGCCCUGGAUUUCAAGGUGCUCCACCCGGUGGUGAUCACCCGGCUGGGGGUGUUUCCCAGCGGGACCCGGCCCGAGCUUCAGAGCAAUGUGACGGUGAAGCUCCUCCAGCUGGACCAGGAGGAGGCCGUGGUCACCGCUCGCUUCAGCGCCAUCAGCACGGGAACGCUGGUGAACGGAGUCUGGUACAAACCAGUGGAGCAGUUCAUCCUGCCGAAGGGUUUCGAAGGGACCCUGGUUUGGGAGAAUCUGGACUCUGCAGGUCUGAGCACGGUGAACUCGACCUCUGUGCAGCUCAACGACGGAGGAGGAGUCCUGAAGAUCUCCUCUAUCGCAGAGGGCAUAUUGCCUCAUAGGAGCGCGCUUGGGUUUCCUGGUUUGGCCGGAGGCUUCACCUUCACCAUCUACGAUGGAGACGGCUUGUCGGGGCUCCUGCGGGGACGCCCGGGCCGCAUGGAGCGGCACGCCUCCAGGCUGAGGCGGGAGGACGGCGCGCUGCAGGAGGAGAGCCUGAGGCACGGCGACAUGGUGUUUGUAGACGUGGUGGACACCUACAGGAACGUGCCUUCCAAACUGCUUCAGUUCUAUAAAUGGUCUGUGGGAAACGCUGACUUUAAUCUGCUGCUGAAGACGGAUGAUGAUUGUUACAUCGACGUGGACUCUGUUUUAAUGAAGAUUGACCACAAAGGUCUCAAGCGCAGCAACUUCUGGUGGGGGAAUUUCAGGCAGAGCUGGGCCGUGGAUCGCAUCGGGAAGUGGCAGGAACUGGAGUACCCUAGUCCGGCGUACCCUGCAUUCGCCUGCGGCUCCGGGUACGUGGUCUCUCGGGACCUGGUCCAGUGGCUCGCCAGCAACGCUGAUAAACUGAAGGCCUACCAGGGAGAGGAUGUGAGCAUGGGGAUCUGGAUGGCAGCUGUAGGACCGCAGAAAUAUCAGGACUCUGGCUGGCUCUGUGAGAAGGAGUGUUACCUGGACAUGCUGUCGUCCCCCCAGCACACGGCCGAGGAGCUGCACAACCUCUGGGACAGAAGGAGGAGCUGUGGAGACCCCUGCGGCUGUCCCUGGGGACACUGAAUCUGUCUCACGCCACUCUCACCCGGGGGGUAAACUGCACUCAACACGGGACCGUCUGUUCCUCUGGUGUCCUGAGGGAUCUCAGACUUUUAUUGAUUAUUGUUUAAAGAGAACACGUCUGAAAUGUUGGACUUUCAAACCUUCAGCAUCACCGCAGGUUUAUCUGAACGAAACACUGAACACACUGAACCAUUCGCUGCUCCAGGAGAAGAUAAAAAACCCAUGUUAGCUUUAGCAUACUGUUAGCAUCUGCAUCACGAACUCAGUUAUUAAAUUUCAGAUUGAAGUGUCCUCAGAGGAAGAGGCGAACGUGGAGAAAUACUGUGGAUUUGUGUGCACAAUCACUGCUGUAAGACUUGAGUCCUUUGUAAUAUUUAGAAUCCAGGUUUUAAAGGGAUCUGAGGGGAUUUUAACGACGACCGCUCAACAUCACUAUAUUUUGUAAAUUACUGUCUUAAGCUUUUCAUCCUCUUCACUCUUUGUAGAUUUAUGACGAAGCUUUCUCACACACACACACACACACACACACACACACUUUGUACUGUAACUGUCAUUGUGCAAAUGGUGAUGUGGCCUUACUGUCUUUGUUCGGCGUCAUGCUGUAUGUGUGUAAACGGAUUUCAAUGAGUGUAUUUAAAAACACACGUUUUUGGAACUUUGCGCAGCGAGAGGAGCUGUGAGUUAGAGUCCCUGGUUUUAUGAAACUGUCCUCACGGGAAAUAAAGAACACCUUAAAGAGA